Messenger RNA from Monascus purpureus, 891 nucleotides. The record is from the annotation of a GenBank genome assembly. Lineage: Eukaryota; Fungi; Ascomycota; Eurotiomycetes; Eurotiales; Aspergillaceae.
AUGCAGUUCGUUGCCAAGGUCUCCGUGGCCCUUCUGGCCGCCCUCGCCACUGUUGGUGAAGCCCAUGACCUUCGCCAUGGCCACCGUCAGUUCCAUGCCAGGAACUAUAAUGCCUCGACUCCUGCCGUGAGCGUUUCCUCUGUCUGGAUCAUCCCGACUCCUCUGGAGCCUUCUGCUCCCGCCGUCACUCCUUUGUCUGCGGCCUCUUCUUCUGUGGCCACAUCGGUGCCCCUGGUCACUUCCGCUCCUUUGCCAGCCACCUCCGGUGCUGCUACUUCUGGUGCUUCCUCUGAUGUCACUUCCAUCGUCUCUUUCGGUGCUGAUACGACUUCUGUGUCUACUGAACUCACCCCCAUCACUGAGGUCUUGUCCUACACCGUGACUGCUGGCACCUCCACCAGCGUCGUCACGACCACCAUCCACAAGACUUCCACUCGCACCGUGACUUACACUCAGACCCCGGCACCCAGCAUUUCUGCUACUUCCACCAUCACUUACACUGUGGUAUCUGUUCCCAGUGCUACCUCGACCUCGACCGCCAGCACCGGUCUCUCCGGUGGUGAGGAUGUUGGAACCUGCGACCAGGCCACCGUUACCGUCACUGUGGCUGCCAGUGUUGUCACCGUCACUGCUACCCCUGAGGCUUCUACCGAGGCCUCUACCUCUGCAGGUGGUUUCUAUGAGACCACCACUACUGCUCCUGGUGCUCCUGCUGCUGAUGCCCCCAGCGCUUCCUCCAGCUCUACCAAGACCUUCCCCACUGUUCCUACCGUUCCUUCUGGCCCUCCUUACGGCUACAACAACGGCACCCAGCCGUCCAGCGGUGCCGCCGCCCCCACCGGUUUCACCCUCAGAAAGCGGGCCCGCACCAAUGUCCUUGGCCGUCACUAA